AUGAUGUUGUCUGAAGUAAUAGAGAGAGAACUCGAAUUAACAGGGGGUAUUUUAUUCGGAAGAGAAACCAUUGUUUACAGAGGAAGUUACAAUGGAAACAAUUUUCUUGGUAAAAAUUCGAGCGAUGAAGAGCCAGAUCAAAGAGGGUAUUGGCCAGUAGAGCGGUGGAUUCUGUCAUUAGUUGAAGCUCAAAAUCCUGUCAAAUUGACUGGCGAAGGGCUCACAAAAGUUCAAGGAUAUGAUUUCUCCUUUCUCGAUGCAGUGAAUGCUUGCGAAGAGCGAUUACUUGGAACUUUCAGAGAUUCUUGGCCUUUGAUAAAAGUUCUUGAUAUCGGAGGAAAAUUAACACAGACAAGUUUCGGAACAAAUGAGAUACCUCCUAUUCCUGCACAUAUCCACGCUGGCUGCACAAAAGACCGGAACAAUCAAAUUUCCUGCGGAAAAGCAGAAGCACAGUUCUUUCCAUUUAUUCCCAAAGAUUCUUCGCCAAUAACGCGAAUGGGCUUCAAGAAAGAAGUUUCAAAGGAGAUGCUUUUGGAAGCAAUGAACGAAUUCGGGAAAAGUGACGCGUUGUACAAUCUUAUGAACGAAUACGAAGUCAAAGAAGGUGAAUGCUGGAUGGUCAGGCCCGGAUUCGUGCACGCUCCGGGACCAGUGUUGACUAUAGAAAUCCAGAGACCCCAAGACGAUUUCAACUUUUUGGCCUGGAAACUCGGCGAAAGAAUCAAUGCUGAUCAAUUAGUCUCGAUGAAAAACGACAAUCAGCUUCGUGGGCUUCAGAACGUUGAAGAGUUUGUCGACCGCUGUAUUGAUUGGGAGAUGAAUGUGGAUCCGAAAUCGGAAACGAUUUGGAAAACAAACAAACGCGUUUUCAAGCACACUGAAAGUUUUGAAAUGUCCAAAAUAUUCCACGACAUGUUUGACGGCGAAGAGUGGCUUAUAAAGAAGGGUAAAAAUCUAUAUUACGAAAACGACUGUAGCCCUAAAGGAAUCGGUGACUUUCAUAAUUCUUAG
Oikopleura dioica is the source of this 1014-nucleotide messenger RNA. Lineage: Eukaryota; Metazoa; Chordata; Appendicularia; Copelata; Oikopleuridae. The record is from the annotation of a GenBank genome assembly.